Clonostachys rhizophaga is the source of this 267-nucleotide messenger RNA. The record is from the annotation of a GenBank genome assembly. Lineage: Eukaryota; Fungi; Ascomycota; Sordariomycetes; Hypocreales; Bionectriaceae.
AUGUGUUCUCUGGCCUUUCAGGCAGACACCAAGCCCGAGUCCCAGAGCACCAUUUUCUGGAAUCAGCACGCCAACUUUCAUCCCCAAUCCCGAUACUCAUUCAUCAACCUUAGCUCUUCUAGCGACGUGGCUAUUCCAGGCCAUCCGAAUGCUCGUUUUGUCAAGUAUUUGACUCUGAAUCUGAAUGACGGCAUUCAACAAAGCUUAACGAUAUUUUGCAACACUCGCUCGGUUUCCUGCAUCAAAUUGACGGUUCCCAGCAGUUGA